Messenger RNA from Williopsis jadinii, 1308 nucleotides. RefSeq lists its product as uncharacterized. Gene Ontology annotation, molecular function: DNA-binding transcription factor activity, RNA polymerase II-specific; zinc ion binding; RNA polymerase II cis-regulatory region sequence-specific DNA binding. NCBI's taxonomy places the organism in Eukaryota, Fungi, Ascomycota, Saccharomycetes, Phaffomycetales, Wickerhamomycetaceae. The record is from RefSeq and is a predicted model, not a curated record. The transcript has a single exon. Bases 1 to 1308 code for a protein of 435 amino acids. Gene Ontology annotation, biological process: positive regulation of transcription by RNA polymerase II; negative regulation of transcription by RNA polymerase II.
AUGUCCACGCCGGUGUGUAAGAAUUGCAAGACGUCGACGACGCCUCUAUGGAGACGUGAUGAAACUGGGCAAGUCCUGUGCAAUGCCUGUGGAUUGUUCCUGAAGUUACACGGGAGACCCAGACCGAUCUCUCUGAAGACAGACGUGAUCAAGUCGAGAAAUAGGGUGAAGCAUUCACAGAAUAAUGGGAACGCCAAUGGGAACGUCAAAUCAAAUCCAAACACACCAGAGUUGAAGGCCAAAGACGGGCAUAAGAAGUCACGCUCGAAGGAUAACGGUGAUAAGAAGAGAUCAUCGCCAGGCUCGCAAGGGUCAAAGGGCUCUAAUGGGGAGUUCGACAGCGAUAGAAACGAGUCCUUGGCCAACGGUGAACCACAACAGCACAUCACAUCGCCCGGGUUGGUGCCGCUGCUACCACGCAAUGGUGGGAACGGUGUUGAUGCGUCUGGUCCAGCAAUAUCAAAAUCACCAUUCUUUCAGGGGAGCUUCCAUCCACAUAUACCUUCCCAUUUACAGCAACACGUCCCAUUGCACCAUCCAAGCUCUGUUCCUACACAGUUUGCCUCAAAUCUGCAAGCUAUAACGUCACCGCUGCUGUUGAGUACGACGCCAAAGUCCAGCAAUGUAUCUCAACAGCUUGCGCAAACGCAGGCAGCAGCAGGGGUACUGGAGACUUUGUCUAACGAUAAGAGCGGGUCGUCAGAAUCGCUAUUAAGACCUUUGAACUUGGAUGAUCCUGGCAAUAACACAACGCCAUUCUCAAAGAGACCUUUUUCACCUGCAACGGCAUUACAAGUUCCACAGUCCAGCCAUAGCAAAACUCUUGACGGCAGCAGCAGCAACAACAACACUAACAGCUCAUGUCCAAAGUUCCCAAAUCUGAUGAACCCUGUGUCGGGCUUCUACUCAUCACCGAGCUUUGGACCACAACACUCCCUAUCAAAUCCGUCUGCUUUCUCGCUUGCAAAUGGUAAUAGCUGCAACGACUCAAAGAUUGGUUCAAAUUCCACGAUAAACACUACGACAACGAGUUCCACGAGCAGUGCCACGGUGACUAGCGUUGGUACCGGCACCUCAUCGGUAGAGAGCUCCGACGUUAAAGAAUCGAUGAGUUCCAUAUCUCAGUUAAAGAUUAGGAUCUCGGAGCUGGAGCUGGUUAACGAUCUGUACAAGUCGAGGAUCCAGGAGCUGGAGGCAGCUGAGUCGCUGGCUAAGCAGAGAGAAGACGAGUUGAAACAACAGUUGUCUGCGAUGCAAGACGAUGUGCAAGUGAGGAAGAAGAUCAAGUUGGAAGCCACUGUGGAAUGA